Molecule: messenger RNA, 2908 nt
Organism: Chiloscyllium plagiosum (whitespotted bambooshark)
Lineage: Eukaryota; Metazoa; Chordata; Chondrichthyes; Orectolobiformes; Hemiscylliidae
Product: coiled-coil domain-containing protein 85A
Source: RefSeq, a predicted model, not a curated record
CCGCUCAGCUCCGCAGAGACAGUGCUGCGAGCGGGCAGGGGGACUCGCUGAGUGCUGCCCACAGACAAGAGAAGCCCCCAGGACGAUGCUGCACAGCCCCCCUCCCCCCGGGGACGGAGCGUUCGCGUCUGGUCGGAGGUGGGAAACAACAUUUACAAUAAUUUAAGAAUAAAAAAAAAUAAAAAGGUCUGGUCGGGAUUUUUGUUUUAAUCGGGAGGGGGGUUUUGAAGGAAAAUGACCAAAAACGCGGAAGGCUCGAGGGAGGAGCUGUGCAAAAUCGCGGACGAAGAGCUGAUGAAGUGGAGCAAGGAGGAGCUGGUGAGGAGACUUCGGAGAUCGGAUGCCGAGAAGAUGACGGUGAUGAUCGACCACAGUAACCUGAUCAAGGAGGUGAACCGGCGGCUGCAGGUCCAUCUCACCGAGAUCCGAGGGCUCAAGGAGGUCAACCAGAAGCUGCAGGAGGACAACCAGGAGCUGCGGGACCUCUGCUGCUUCCUGGACGACGACCGGCAGAAAGGCAAGAAGGUGUCCCGGGAGUGGCAGCGGCUGGGCAGGUACACGGCGGGAGUGAUGCGCAAAGAAGUUGCCCUGUACUUGCAGAAGAUGAAGGAGCUGGAGGUGAGGCAGGAUGAGGUGGUGAAGGAGAACCUGGAACUGAAGGAGAUGUGCCUGAUGCUGGACGAGGACAAGAGCGCGGGCAGCCGCAGCUCCAUAGACAGCCAGUCCAGCCUCCUCCACCUGAACGCCACAAGUGGUUUGAGGGACCUUGGCGACGGCAGCAGCACCUCCAGCACGGGGAGCACCGACAGCCCUGACCACCACAAACAGUUAGCGGCAGCGGGCAGCCCCGAGCACCUCCACAAGCACCGCGCUGCGGCCGGGGGCAGCCCCGAGCAGCAGAAGCACACCCUGGGCACCGGCAGCCCCGAGCUCCUGCCCAAGCACAUGGUCAGCUCCAGCCCCGAGCGCCCGAAGCACAUGAUGGUGGGCACUCCGACCCCGGAGCAUCUGCAGCAGCACCGAGGCGGCAGCCCCGAGCGCCUUAAACAACAUUACGGUGGCAGUCCCGAGCAUGUGAAACACUUGACCGGCAGCAAGGAAGGGACCCUGCGGAGACCAUCGGCGGCAGCAGCAGCGCCAGACGAGCUUUCGCCUCAUCACAGAAGUGUGUACAAUGGGAUGAAUGAGCCAGCAGUUACUUAUGUCAAACAGCUGGAGACCAGAGUGAAGCAACUAGAGGAAGAAAACCGAAUGUUACCCCAGGCUCCAUAUAGGCGGAUGUCAGGGGCUGAUGGGACAUUGUCAUCUCCAAGUCAUCAAAGUGGAAAAUGUGGAUAUAAUUCAUUGCCACAGAAACCUGAAGCUGUGGUUCAUGCUAUCAAGGUUGUGGAAGUGCACGAAAAAGUGGACAAAGAUGAAGACUACGAGAAUGACCUGAGUGAAACAGAGAAAGCAAUAGUUAGAGAGAUGUGUAAUGUGGGUAAAUUGUGCCACAGUAUUCAGUUGCUGUUGUGUCUGCCACCUAACUCUCAUUUAGUGGAUCCUUAGUUCUUGAAAAUGAGCACAGCAAGUAAGGCUAAGAAUUUAACAAAACACUUGUUAUACUUUUAUUAAACAACUUUUUGUAAAAGGAAAAAAAAAGUCCUGUUAGAAAAUAAGUUUCUUUUUGUUUCAUUGCAGGCACAGCAGACCUGUUAGGAAAUUUAGGGUGUUGCUCAUAAUACUCUCCAUACUAAUUCAAAAAUAUGAAUCUAAUAUUAAAUUCAAAUACACAUCUUAAUUUAGUGUUGCCAUUGUAAUAGGUUUAAUUCCUCAUUUCUAGAAACUGGUUACAGGCAAGUUUAGAUUAUGAACCUUUCAUAUGGAUUUAAAAUCCAUAGGACUGACAUUUGUCCUGAGGGAAGUGAAACUCAACUGCUUUGUCAUGGGAAUCCAAUUCAUUGUAUCUUACAGCCUAGUCAUUCCUAAGUAUCGUGUAAACUUUAGGUGCCUCAAAUAUUUACCCAAAAAAGCAAUGUUAGUGAAAAUAACAUAGCUUCAACAUUUUUAUGAAAUUGACCAGUGUGUAAAUGAAUAGUGACAUUUUUAGAUAAUUUAGCUAAAUCUUCAUCCAAAGUGAUAAUGAGUAAUCAGUGACUUAAGACAAUGCAUCAGCACUAUUUUACAAAAUCUAUAAGGUUUUGUAUUGAUAUCUCGUGAACUACCUACACAAAACUGUAGGCAAUGUAUUAUCAAGGAAGUGUUUUCAUCAAUGGAAUGAAGAGUGUUGUUAUGAUUAGGCAAACAGGUUUUGCAAUCUGUCAAGUAUCAAACAGACUCAUGUAACAUUGAGAUCAAACUUUUAGGCAAAAGACAAGGGAUCAGUUUUUCCAUGAGUAAUACUAUCAAGGGGCUGAAAAGAAUGUCAGGUGCCGAUUAUGGUAGUAACAUUGCUUGUUGGCCAUGGUUCUGAAUUUAGCAGUGAAGAGCUGUCCCCAGCUAUCUGCUGGCAUUUCUGAUCUUUAAAUAAGAAAAGAGUAAUUGUAAAAGAGACUUGCUGUACUGCUUCUAUCCAACCCAUUCCAAAAUGAGUAUAGAGUGUAUGAAAAAUGCAGGUCUUUAAAGCCAAAAGUUUGAGUCAUUGAGUCAUAAAGUCAAAGAGUCAUGCAGCACAGAAACAGACCUUUCAGUCCAAUUCAUCCAUGCUAAUCAGAUAGCCCAAACUAAAGUGGUCCAUUUGCAUGCAUUUGACCCAUAUCCUUCUAAAUCUUUCCUAUUCAUGUACCUAUCCAAAUGUCUUUAAAUAUUGUAACUGUACCUGCAUCUACUGCUUCCUCUGCCAGUUAAUUCCACAUAAGAACCAAUCUUGGAAAAACUCAACAGGAUAUAUAUAUAAGGUAUGUAUAAAUGACUUGGAUCAAAAUAUAGG